Molecule: messenger RNA, 1149 nt
Organism: Tinamus guttatus (white-throated tinamou)
Lineage: Eukaryota; Metazoa; Chordata; Aves; Tinamiformes; Tinamidae
Source: RefSeq, a predicted model, not a curated record
AUGGGCCCUGCGGCCCUCGCAAAGGGAGCGCAGGAGACGGGCACGCGUUCGGGCGGGAGCCCAGCCCUGCCGGGCGUUGGGCCAGGCUCACUGCGGCCUAGCCGGGGUGAGGAGCUGGCGGGGGACCGAGGAGCUGGUUACUCAUCGGCAGUCCAGAAAUUCUCCCAGACUCUGCAGUCCUUUCAGUUUGACUUUAUUGGGGACACACUAACAGAUGAUGAGAUUAAUAUUGCUGAAUCCUUCAAGGAGUUUGCAGAGCUGCUGCAGGAAGUAGAGCUUGAGAGAUCCAUGAUGGUGCAAAACGCCAGUGAUCUGCUGAUCAAACCUUUGGAAAAUUUUCGGAAGGAGCAAAUAGGGUUUACUAAGGAAAGGAAGAAAAAGUUUGAGAAGGAUGGUGAGAAGUUUUAUUCCAUGUUGGAUCGCCAUUUGCAUUUGUCCUCUAAAAAGAAGGAAUCCCAACUGCAAGAGGCUGACCUCCAGGUUGACAGAGAGAGGCACAAUUUCUUUGAGUCCUCCCUUGAGUACGUGUACCAGAUCCAGGAAGUACAGGAAAGCAAGAAAUUCAGUAUUGUCGAGCCGGUGUUGGCUUUUCUCCACAGCCUCUUUACGUAUAACAACCUGACAGUUGAACUCACACAGGAUUUCCUUCCUUAUAAACAGCAGCUUCAGCUCAGCCUGCAGAAUACGAGGAAUCACUUUUCCAGCACAAGGGAGGAGUUGGAAGACCUGAAGAAGAGGAUGAAGGAAGCCCCUCUAACCUGCAAGCUCCCCGGGCAGCCAACCAUAGAGGGUUAUCUCUACACUCAAGAGAAAUGGGCACUGGGCAUCUCCUGGGUGAAAUAUUACUGCCAAUAUGAAAAAGAGGCAAAAAUGCUGCGGAUGACCCCCAUGGACCAGAAGCCUGGAGCUAAGCAAGGCACCUUAGACUUGACGCUGAAAUCCUGCGUAAGGAGAAAGACUGAUUCAAUAGACAAAAGGUUUUGUUUUGACAUUGAAACUAAUGAAAGAUCCGGUACCAUCACCCUGCAGGCACUUUCUGAAGCGAAUCGAAGGCUGUGGAUGGAAGCGAUGGAUGGAAAAGAGCCGAUCUAUCACAGUCCCAUCACGAAGCAGGAGGAAAGUGAGUCCUUUAAGUUUUUGCUGCUCUAG